This is a messenger RNA of Bursaphelenchus okinawaensis, 3881 nucleotides long. NCBI's taxonomy places the organism in Eukaryota, Metazoa, Nematoda, Chromadorea, Rhabditida, Aphelenchoididae. The record is from the annotation of a GenBank genome assembly.
AUGCCAUUCUGUUUUCCCGGGUUGCAAAACGUUAACAAUAUACAAGGACCUCUGGAAUGGUUGGUUCUUCCUCUUGAGUUAUUUAUUUGAUAGGAGCGACUUCAACCUUCUCGCCUGUGCUUCGGAAAACACGCUGGUUGUGAUUGAUACAGAGAAAUUAGCUUUAAUACAGACACUCACAAAGAACAAAAACAAUAUCACUCAAGUAAGUUGAGGUUUUAAAAGAUCAAGGUUUAGUUGAGUUGGCAGCCGGCUGCGGAAUGUCAGAGCAAUUCCAUCUACUGCGCUACCGCCGAUUGUUCUGGCAGUAUUGUAAUAUGGGACAUUGUGCACGGGAAAGUGGUGCACGAGUUCUCUUCUCAAAAUGUGUUCACAGGACUGAAAUGGCUGUCUUUGGAGGAUGAACAACAUAAGUUUUGUUACCUAAUUUCACUGUCAACAAGGUCUACAGUCACUUUGUACGAUUCUCUAAGCGGAUUUGUUUUAUGGACUUUCAAAAGUGGUCUAACGCUGAAUCAGAUGGAUUUUAACCCCUUUAAAUACAACGAAAUUGCGUGUAUGUUACCUUCUUUGUGUUGUUUUGUGUUUAGAAGUGGCAAUCUUAUUAAGAUUUUUGUAAAAUUAUUGAAUUUGUUAUAUUUUUAGUUGUAAUCGACAAUGUAUCACUCAAAUUUACUUACAAUUUCAACACGAAACAGCCCUUUCACUUGGACAAUCUAACUACAACAAUAAAAUUACCAGAAAGUCACAAAACUCCACAUAUCAGACAGAUCGAGUACAACAAGGCUUAUCCUAAUCGACUUUUUCUACUUUUGGCCGACAGGGUAAGCAAAUUUAUUGGAUAUUUACUUUAUUUUUAUUUAUACAUCCUUGUUGUCUCUGUUACAUUGUUGGUUUUAAAAUGACAUUUUAGGUUGUUAUUAUGCAUACUGAGACAAAGGUUUUCAUAUACAGUUGCUUGUUUGACAACCUGGGAGCUGUGACCAAGGUAAUAACUAUAAACUUUUUUUCCCCUUUUUAUGUAACAAGUAGUACCUUUUUCGGCUUUUAUAAGGAGAAUAUUGUAAUUAAUGUAAAGCUUAAUAAUUAUUAUAAUAAUGUUGUUUUAGAUAUUUCCUUGUUCCAUGAGGGACGCCUUUUACUCACUGAGAAGUUCAGGGGUCGUCAAUCUGAAUGUAGGGAAUGUUAUAAACGUGGACGAUGGUGCGAAGUCAGUUAUGAACUACGAUAACGUGGUGAAUUCCGAAACCCAACGGAUGUCGAAUAAGAUCAUAGUAAAGGCUUCUGCUUUGUGUCCGUUGACUGAGUCGAAAGUGGCUGUGCUCUUGUCUAAUGGUCGAUUAGUUGUUCAUCAGUUGUGGUCGGAAGAGGAGAAAGACAGUUUGGUCGACUUUGUCAAACUGACAGAUGACUUGGUCAAUGUGCUUGCUCCAAAUUUAAGGUAAUGUCAAUUUCUAGUUUUGGGCUAUAACUUAGAAUGUCAGUUUUAGGUAACACAUUUUAGCAAAUUCUUUUUCAGAUUUUCUCAACGUGCUUACUUGGACAGUCUUGGAGUUGGCUGUACUCACGUUAGGGUACGACCGAUGAAUGCGACCAAGAAUUUGCCAGAUGACCUGGAUUCAGGGCUUCUGGCAGCUGUCGGAUCGACCACAGGAGCAGCGUACCUUGUGGAUGUUCUGAAGUGCAAAGUUGUACGAGUAUUCCAAAUUCAUUCUUGUCAGAUUAGGUAAUACUUUAUUUUAAAAAACACAUAUUAGUUGACGAUUUUUGAGACUUUUCUUACCUAGUUUUUGACGAUUUUAGAGCCCUGGAAUGGGGAGGUUCUGAUUGUUUGGUGACAGCCGCCUACUCUGCCUCGUUGUCGUCUUCUACUGUAAGGAACGACUUGUUCAUCACCAACAUACGAACAGGACAAAAGAAGAGGCUACGACCAGAGACAGAGGAGAGUCAGAUCGAACUGCUACGUGUGUCUUACUACCAGUAAGUGUUACUUGAACUGUUACGUUCAUAUUAUUGUUUUAGUUGUUACUUGGCCGUGUCAUUCCGUCGAGAACCUCUUGAAAUCUGGGACCUCAAGUCACGAAGGCUACUUCGGAGAAUGUCGAAGAAGUGUCCGAUCAUAAUGGAUAUGGUAAGAUAUCUUGUAUUUUAAUCUACGAGCUAUUUCAUAACUAUAUGCCACAAUUUUAAAUUUUAAUUUUCAGAACUGGUUUGCGAGACACACGAAGACUCCUUCAACCUCAAAUGUGAUCAGAGAAAACCUCGUGGUGAUGGAUGUUGACAACCACCUCUACCACGUUGUUGUCAAAGGACUGCAUGUAAAGGAUGGGAAGGAAGUGAACACGGAAUGGUCUAAGAACUCUGCCCCACUGACUAGAGUCGUCUGGAAGGAUGACUACCUUGUGUUUGGAGAUACGAUGGGCUUCCUGAGGAUCUGGGACUUGGGGAAGAAGAAAAACCGAGAAAUCAAGGAUUCUAACCAGAACAAAGGCUCCGUCCUCAGAAUGGUGUUCUCAUCGUUGGCUGGGGACUACACUCUGUCAGUGCUUCACCAGAGCUACAUAGCUGUGUGGGAUGUGGAGAGUCUACAGUUACUUCAGAGGAUCGAGAUGAACGGAUUAGUGAUGUUAGAUGUGGAUAUGAGCGGCGUUACUCCGGUGUACAUGACAUCAGCUGGGUCGAUGCAUUACGGAGCUCAUGGAGAACAUCUCUGCGCUCCAAUUCCAGAAAAUGGCAUGUAAUUUGAAUUAAUGUUUAUUAUUAUAUCAUUUGAGGUUGUGAUUGUAAAUAGUUUUAGACAUUUCCCCAACCACCAAGUCGUAUAUGAACAUAGACUCAGUUGAUGUCCCUUCCCUUCACCCAGCCUUGAAACAUGUUUCACUUUGUCAUAGGCUACAAGAGGGGACCUUGAAUGAUCUUCCCACCUACUUGAACUUCUUGUGGUCUUCUGAUAUGAGUAAAGUAAGAUUUCAUGGUUAAAAAGUAAUUUUGUCACUAUUUUUGGUAUACACACUUUGAUUUCAGAAGUUGCUUCUGUUUGAUGUGGGAUUGUUGCUGGAAAGAGAAGAUUCAGAAGAUGUCGUCAACUACAUCGUGGAGAAUGCUAUCGUCUUGAAAAAGGUUUGAAUUUUGACGUUUUAUGCCGGUAAUACAGACAUUACUAUUUUUUAAAAAAUUUUUACAAAAUUUCGUUUAGAAAACUUAAAUUACUGUAACAUUUCAGAACGACUGGGCGACUUCUUUACUAUUGGACAAGAGCAGCAAACCAGGAGAUCCAGAUGCCUUAUCGAACGCAUUCAAAGCGUGCCUGAUCUCAGCUGACGUUAGCAAAGAAGAGAGUCGAUGUCUGAUCAAGAUGGUGGCCACGAACCUGAUUGCUUCAGGCAAGAUCUCUGGUAGGUGUAUUUGAUUACUUUCUAUGUUGUUUAAACUUUUGAUUAUUAUCAUCUGAAUAUUGAAUUUACUGUUUUAUGUUAAUUUGUGCCAAAUUACAGAAGGAGUUCAGUUACUGUACUUGAUCGACCAAAAGGAAGAAGCCUGCAAGUACCUCAUGUCUCAAGGAUUCUUCGACAAAGCGUACAAGUACUUGAAGGUAAGUGAGUUAAAGCAAUACAGAAAGACUAACUUGGUGUUUAGUUGGACGAGAACUGCGAACAAGAGUGUCUAUCCAAAUGUUUAUACAAGAAGAGGAUGUUGAUGAUAACACCUAAGGUAAGUUAAGUACAAUAGAUUACCAAAAUACAUUGAAGAUGGCCGAGUUUAUGUUACACGCCUCCAAAAGCGACUGGUCGAAAUGCACGGAGCAGUUGAGGAGCCUUAAACUCGACCGUUUCGUGGACAAGAUGGGGUUUCCUGAUGAGAUCACUACUACUAUAAUAUAA